CUAUUUGGCUCCUCAGCUUCUUUUUCUUUGGAAGCUUCACAAGGAAUAGAACCACAAUUUCAUUGACUUCUUUCUUUCCUAGCCACCAAGAUAGACAAUACAGGUCAAAAAGUGCAUAUUUUUCGCUCAUAUUUCACCUUUCUAGUAAUAAAAACGUGUGAUCAUUUCUUGUUCUAUUGAUUUACGGAAGUAAACAUCAAUCUGUUUUGCAUGCUCCUAAAUCUUUUCUGUCCUAUUGAAAAAGAAAAUUACUCCUAAUACUUUACCCCAAAGUUAAGGUCUUUAAUUGGUGGUAAUUACAUUGUUAGAUACCACAAGCUUUGACAACUCCUAGGAUUUUUUUUAGUAUCAAUGGCUUGUUCUUUGAAUACUGGUUUCUCUGUUUCUGUCCCCUGUUUCAACUCCAGAGCCAAAGGGUAUUCUCGUCAUUGCUCUUCAAAUGCAACUCUGCAACUUAAAGAUUUAACAUCCAGAGAAUUUCAAGGCAAACCCUUGGAUCAUAGACAGGAACAAGUAUCAGUAUGUGUUGGCAGUGGUCAGGCAUGGUGGGAGAAGACCCUUAAACCCAACAUGGUAGAGAUAAAUUCAGCACAACAACUUGUUGAUUCAUUGUUAAAAGCUGGUGAUAGAUUGGUCAUAAUUGACUUCUACUCUCCUGGCUGUGGAGGUUGCAAGACUUUACAUCCUAAGAUGUGUCAGCUAGCUGAAUCAAAUCCCAAUGCCAUAUUCCUCAAAGUAAACUAUGAAGAACUCAAAACCAUGUGCAGUGUUCUUCAUAUACCUGUCUUACCUUUUUUCAGAUUCUAUAGGGGUGCACAAGGCAAAGUUUGUAGCUUCAGCUGUACUAAUGCAACAAUCAAGAAAUUUAAAGAUGCACUAUCAAGGUAUAGGAAUGAUGGGUGCAGCCUUAGUCCAGCAAAAGGCCUUGAUGAAUCUGAGCUUUUAGCUUUAGCCUCAAUUGGACAAAUAUCAAUAAAAUCAUCCUUUGGUUAUCCAGUGAAGGAUAAACAGGAAGAAACUGUCCCUAACAGAAGCACAUAUGUCGAGCACUUGUAAGAAAUUAAAUACGAGGAAAUGGUGGGACUUAUUUUAAAGAAGCCAUGAAGUCGUGAUGCCUAGAAUAGAAAUUCUUGGAUAGAAGACUUCUUAUUUAUGAGUGAAAAAUAACUCCAUAGUAUUACUUUCUUUGAAGCUUACCCAGGACAUGACCGGUUAUAGGAGGAGUUGGAGGUCGAGUAUGAAGAUAGAAGGCUAAUAGGGAGCCGCGAGAUUUUCUUUUUCGUAUUAGGAGUAUUAUUAUCAUUGUUCACUCGAUUAUUUUUUCUAGAUCUCUCAUAUAGCUUGCUU
Molecule: messenger RNA, 1347 nt
Organism: Lycium barbarum (goji berry)
Lineage: Eukaryota; Viridiplantae; Streptophyta; Magnoliopsida; Solanales; Solanaceae
Product: thioredoxin-like 1-2, chloroplastic
Exons: 4
Coding region: 352-1056 (234 amino acids)
Biological process (GO): cell redox homeostasis
Source: RefSeq, a predicted model, not a curated record